AUGCGUCAGAUAUCGAGUUUGUUAAAGAAAGUUUCUUUGGACUUGAAUAAAGAAAAAUAUCCAAACAUCCAUGUCAAUUUGUGCCGAUACAAUAGAAAAUUAAACUAUUUUCUGAGAGACACCAAAGUCGGCGUUAACCUUACAGUGUGUUGGAACGGAGAUAUAUAUAAAAAUCUAACGGUCAGUAUCGAUUUAACACCCGCGAUUCCAGUUGUUAUCUCCGAGCGGCAAAUGAGGGAUGUUAAUGAACAUGCUUGGAAGGAACUGGCAGACAGAAGUUUCCACGUUGUUCCAUAUUUAAAGCGUGGCGAAAAUGAAGAAUGGAGAGCAUCGUUUUCACUUGCAGAGGUUCGGAUCGUUAGGAACUUAACAAAGAAGCAAAUUUCACUUUACAAAUGUCUCAAAUUUCUACGCGAUCUCCAUGGGAAUGUUUUGGCACACAUUCCCUCGUAUCAUUUGAAAACGUUUCUUCUUACGACUUUAUACCAGAAUCCGGAUGAACAAAACGUAGAGUUGAUAGAGCGUGAAAAUUUCUAUUCCAGUGCAUCUUGGAUUCUUCUUCUUUUGAAAAAAAUUGCAGAAUAUCCGUUGGACGAAAGGAACAUAGAACAUUUCUUCCUUAAGUUUCGUCUGAGUCUUAUAGAUUACGACAUGCGAUGGUGCGCAUCUAUUUUGGAACAUCUCAAAUCCAGCUGA
Messenger RNA from Paramuricea clavata, 696 nucleotides. The record is from the annotation of a GenBank genome assembly. Lineage: Eukaryota; Metazoa; Cnidaria; Anthozoa; Malacalcyonacea; Plexauridae.